Molecule: messenger RNA, 324 nt
Organism: Impatiens glandulifera
Lineage: Eukaryota; Viridiplantae; Streptophyta; Magnoliopsida; Ericales; Balsaminaceae
Product: pre-rRNA-processing protein TSR2 homolog
Exons: 3
Coding region: 1-324 (107 amino acids)
Biological process (GO): maturation of SSU-rRNA from tricistronic rRNA transcript (SSU-rRNA, 5.8S rRNA, LSU-rRNA)
Cellular component (GO): nucleus
Source: RefSeq, a predicted model, not a curated record
AUGACGAGCGGAGCCGGGGAAGCGCCACCACCGUUGAAGGACGGGAUUACAACGUUAUUGUCGAGAUGGAACGGCCUCCAAAUGGCAAUCCAGAACGAGUGGGGAGGUCGGGACUCCGUCCAGAAAUCCCAUCAACUAGCCUCCGAUAUCCUUUCUUGGUUCCUUCAAUCCAAAGAGACAGUAUUAUGCCUUGAAGACUUGGAGAGCAUGCUACACGAGAGCUUGUUAUUGACCUUUAACACAGAGAUUGAGGAUGGUAGCAUAGAGCAAGUAGCAGAACAGUUGAUGCUUCUGCAUGAAGAACAUAUGCAAGCCAAGGACUAA